This is a messenger RNA of Elephantulus edwardii (Cape elephant shrew), 849 nucleotides long. RefSeq names its product nicotinamide nucleotide adenylyltransferase 1 (gene NMNAT1). The coding region runs from base 7 to 849 and encodes 280 amino acids. The transcript has 4 exons. Gene Ontology annotation, molecular function: nicotinate-nucleotide adenylyltransferase activity; nicotinamide-nucleotide adenylyltransferase activity. Lineage: Eukaryota; Metazoa; Chordata; Mammalia; Macroscelidea; Macroscelididae. The record is from RefSeq and is a predicted model, not a curated record. Gene Ontology annotation, biological process: NAD+ biosynthetic process.
CUCACCAUGGAAAAGUCCGAGAAGACUGAGGUGGUGCUCCUGGCUUGUGGUUCUUUUAAUCCUAUCACCAACAUGCACCUCAGGCUAUUUGAGCUGGCCAAGGACUACUUGAAUGGAACAGGAAAGUAUAAAGUUGUCAAAGGCAUCAUUUCUCCUGUUGGUGAUGCGUAUAAGAAGAAAGGACUCAUCCCGGCCCACCACCGAGUUAUCAUGGCAGAGUUGGCAACCAGGAAUUCAAAGUGGGUAGAAGUUGACACGUGGGAAAGUCUUCAGAAGGAAUGGAUAGAGACUGUGAAAGUGCUAAGACACCAUCAGGAGAAACUGGAAGCUGUUUACUCUGACAGCCAGGAAGACUCACCAGCUCAGGAGAGACCUGGACGCAAGAGAAAGAGGUCUGAACAAAAACAAGAAUUUAGUCCAAAGAAACCCUUUGAGCUGAAAACAAAAGGUAUGCCAGAGGUGAAGUUGCUGUGUGGGGCAGACUUACUAGAGUCCUUUGGCGUCCCCAGUUUGUGGAAGAGUGAGGACAUUGCCCAAAUCGUGGGAGUCUACGGUCUCAUUUGCAUCACUCGGGCCGGAAAUGAUGCGCAGAAGUUCAUCUAUGAGUCAGAUGUGCUGUGGAAACACCGGAGCAACAUUCACCUGGUGGACGAGUGGAUCACCAAUGACAUUUCUUCCACGAAAAUCCGGCGAGCUCUGCGAAGGGGCCAGAGCAUUCGCUACUUGGUCCCAGAUCUCGUGCAAGAGUACAUUGAAAAGCAUAACUUGUACAACUCGGAAAGUGAAGACAGGAAUGCCGGGGUUAUCCUGGCCCCUCUGCAGAAAAACACCGCAGGUGCUAAGUCAUGA